Messenger RNA from Amphiprion ocellaris (clown anemonefish), 1394 nucleotides. Its product is annotated as cytoglobin-1-like. Bases 167 to 706 code for a protein of 179 amino acids. The transcript is spliced from 4 exons. Gene Ontology annotation, molecular function: oxygen binding; iron ion binding; heme binding. Lineage: Eukaryota; Metazoa; Chordata; Actinopteri; Pomacentridae. Gene Ontology annotation, biological process: oxygen transport. The record is from RefSeq and is a predicted model, not a curated record.
UGUUUUUUCAGCCUGUUCUUCACUCACACUCUCGCUCAGCAGAGAUUCAGAAGGUAGAGAGCAGAGAUUCUCACUAGAGAAAGGUGGAAGAGGGAAUUGCUUCCUCUUGCACCAAGAAAGAGACACAAAUAAGCCAAAAAAACCAAAAAAACGAACAAAACAUAAGAUGGAGAGGAUGCAGGGAGAGGGAGAGGUGGACCACCUGGAGCGACCGAGCCCACUGACUGACAAGGAGAGGGUGAUGAUCCAGGACUCGUGGGCUAAAGUCUACCAGAACUGUGACGAUGCCGGGGUGGCCAUACUAGUCAGGCUGUUUGUGAACUUCCCGUCAUCCAAGCAGUACUUCAGCCAGUUCAAACACACUGAGGACCCGGAGGAGCUGGAGAAGAGCUCCCAGCUGAGGAAACACGCUCACAGAGUCAUGAAUGCCAUCAAUACGCUGGUGGAGAGCCUCGACAACUCAGAGAAGGUGGCCUCAGUGCUGAAGCUGGUGGGGAAGGCCCAUGCACUCCGUCACAAGGUGGAGCCUGUGUACUUCAAGAUUCUGAGUGGCGUGAUUCUGGAGGUCUUGGGGGAAGAGUUUCCAGAGGUUGUCACUCCAGAGGUGGCUGCAGCGUGGACCAAACUCCUGGCUACAGUCUACUGUGGCAUCACUGCCGUCUAUGAGGAAGUGGGCUGGACAAAGCUUUCGGCCUCGACUGGCUGAAGCUUGUAAACUUGGACACAUGACAAUCCUUUCAGUUUUUGGGGCUGCAGCCUCAGAUAGGAAUCAACUGACUGUAACUGGACUGUAUCUGGGAAUACAGUUUGAUGUAAUCUAAGAUAAUCAUGGGCUGUGGAACAUACACUUUAAUGUAAACAACAGUAAGAACAAAUACUCUGCCCUUGUCAUGGCUAGCCGAGUGUGUGUGUGUGUGUGUGUGUGUGUGUGUGUGUGUGUGUGUGUGUGUGUGUGUGUGUGUGUGUGUGUGUGUGUGUGUGAGAGAGAGCGAGAGAGAGAGAGAGAGAGAGAGAGUCUAAACUGUAAAGCUCCCGUCCUUCCGUUUCUUCUUGCGUAAAAGGCUGGAAGCAGAGAGCAAAGAGGAAGAAAAUACAAACUGUAGAUCCAACAGUGGACAAGAGGGGUCACAUUUGACUUGGAUGUGCCUUCUGCUGAAUGUGUAUAUCUGGAAAAUAAAAUGUAAACGGCAUUCUUUCGUAACAUUAGGAUGUUUUUCAGAUGUUUCCUCUUAUCGGUCUGUAUCCACUUGUGUCCGUUUUAUUAGAUAUUAUGAAGACAUUUUUACAUUUCUAACAGUUAAUUGUGACGAUUGUACAUUUUUUUCAUUAUGACUCACAUUUGUAUCUGUAAUGGAGUAAAUUUUGAAGUAAAAAAUACAAAGAAUAUCCCCUUA